AAUUUGAUCUACGUCCACCACCACCACCUCUCCUCCCCACCAACCACCACCAUGUCCUCAACACAAGAACCCCCCGACGACGACGACGACGCAGUCCACCUAUCCCUUCCGCUCACCUACCAACAAACCCUCAUCGACGAGCUCAUCGGCGAAGAUGCGCUCGUCAUCCUCGCCCGCGGCCUCGCGAUGCCGCAGAUCGUCACGAACCUGAUCCACGCGUUCAACGCGGCAGGGAGUAACCUCGUCAUCGUCAUCGGCGCGCGCGAUCGUGAUUUAGAAUGGCUCGGGACCGGACUUGCCGAGCUGGAUUCGCAACGCCGAGGAAAACAGCGCAGCAGCAGCAGGUCGGGGUUGACGAUCGUCAAGACUGAUGCGCAGUCGACAAUCACCUCGCGCGAGCUGAUGUACAGCGAAGGCGGAGUGUUUGCGAUUACCUCGCGGAUUCUGAUUGUUGAUAUCUUGUCGGAUAAUAUCCCAGUCGACAAGAUCUCCGGGAUUGUGGUGUUGAAUGCCGAGCGCGUGACGCCGACGUCGAUGGAGGCGUUCAUUAUUCGCGCGUACAGAGAGAAGAAUAAGAAUGGGUUCAUCAAUGCGUUUUCGGACGUUCCCGAGGCGUUUACGAGGGGAUUCGCGCCGUUGACGAAGUUUAUGAAGACUCUUUUUGUUAAGAAGGCUUCGAUCUGGCCUAGAUUCCACAUGCAAGUAGCAGAAAGCCUCGAGACCGGCGCCGCGCACCACCGCCGUCGGAAAGACGUGGUGGAGAUCGAAGUCGCGCUGACGCCGUACAUGCGCGAGAUCCAGACCUCGAUCCUCGAAUGCAUCGAGCUCUGUAUCCGCGAACUGCGCAAGUUCACAAACAAGUACCUCGACCUCGAGGACGACGAGUGGACGGUCGAGAACGCGAUCCAGGAGAGCUUUUUGGGUAGGUUGAAUGCGCAGCUGAGUCCGGUUCGACACAGGCUUAGUCAUAGGACGAAAGUCGUGUUGAACGAUCUUAGGACGCUGAGAGAGUUGCUGGCGAUGCUGAUCUCGACGGAUUGCGUCACGUUCUGGAAGUAUUUGGAUUCGGUGGUGUCGAAUAGCGCAGCGGAGAUGGGCCAGUCAAAGUCGAGCACGACGUACUGGCUUUAUUCGGACCCGGCUAAUGUGAUUGUCGAGCGCGCGAAAAGGCGGGUGUACAUGCACGACCAGAAGAAAGCCAGCGAGACCACCGAAUCUGCACCAGCGACAUGGCUGCCAAAGGGAAUCUCGCUCGUGCUGGAAGAGCAGCCAAAGUGGGAGCAGCUAGGCCAGAUCCUGGACGAGAUCACGACGGAGCUGUUUGCGAGCCCGCACGCAGGCCAGGCGGGGAAUACGUUGAUCAUGUGCUCGGAGUAUCGGACGAUGACGCAGGUCUCGCGGUAUCUUUCGUCACGAGCAAAGUGGUCGCAGCAGCAGGUGGAGGAAGCAGAGGAAGAAGGAGCGGCGAGGACGAUGCUGGAGAGGGAGUUUAGACGGUACCUUGACUGGAAGAGAGGUAUUACUGACUUUCAUCGGUUCCAGCGACAGCAGCAGGAGCAAGAGAAGCAGCAGACACCGCAGCCAUCGUCACGAGAGAGUAACAACACCAACGAGUUUAGAGGCCGGCCUCCGCCAAAUAAAAGACGGAGGACAAGAGGUGGGUCUGCGGUUGCGAGCGCGACGUCGAGGAAUGUUAAUGGUCCUAUGGCGGCGAUUGCUGUUGAUCCCGAGGCAGAUGACGUGCGGUUGCUCACUACUUCUGUUAAUGGGACGGAGGAGGAGGAGGAGGAGGAGGAGGAGGAAGAUGAGUUUGAGAUUGGCGAGCAGGUAAGUGGGGAUUAUUACGGCCUGCUGGACAGCAACGACGCAAUCACGGUGCAUGUGUACGACGAGGAUCUGGACGACGCGCUACUGGAAGAGUUGAGUCCGCGAUAUAUAAUCAUGUACGAGCCCGAUCCAGCGUUUAUCAGACGGAUCGAGGUCUACAGAGCGGUCAAUCGGGAUCGGGAGUUGAAGGUGUAUUUUAUGUACUAUGGAGACUCUGUUGAGGAGCAGCGGUAUUUGAGCGCGGUUAGACGGGAGAAGGAUGCUUUUUCAAAGAUUAUACGGGAGCGAGGGAGCAUGGCGAUGGUUCUUUCGACGGACGUGGACAAGCUGGCAUCACCCGAAGAAGCAUUCCUAAGCCGGAUCAACACGCGGAUAGCAGGCGGCGGCCGGAUCGACGUGAGCAGCGUGCAACCGCGAGUGAUUGUCGACAUGCGCGAGUUCCGAUCAUCUCUACCGUCGCUUCUGCACGCGCGGCAGAUGAAGCUGAUUCCGGCGAUGCUGUCGGUGGGCGAUUACAUUAUCGCGCGGGAUAUCUGCGUGGAGCGCAAGUCGUUGCCUGAUCUGGCGGGGUCGUUUAAAGAUGGGAGGUUGUAUGCGCAGACGGAGAGUAUGAGCGCGCAUUAUAGGAUUGUGGUGCUGUUGAUUGAGUUUGAGGAGGGCAAGAGUUUUUCGCUGGAUGAGUACGAGACCGGGACGCUUGCGAAGGCGCUUGGGGGGGCUGCAGUUGGAGGGGGAGGGGGAGGGGGAGGGGGAGGAGGAGGAGGAGGAGGAGCAGGACCACGGGGGAUCAAUUCAUCUACGGACCGAGUGGAGACGACAGCGGAUUUUGAAAACACGACCGAGUUGCACGCGCAGCUGGUGAUGCUGGUGAUUGCGUUCCCGAACCUGCGGAUAGUCUGGUCCUCAAGCCCAUUCCAGACCGCCGAGAUCUUCGCCGAGCUGAAACGCGGGCACGAGGAACCCGAUCUGAGAGCGGCGGUUGAGGCAGGGACGGACCGGGGCGAGGUGCAGAUUGUGAAUCAGUCGGCGGUGAAGAUGCUGCGGGCGCUGCCGGGGGUGAACGCGCAGAAUUACAGGGCGCUGAUGGUCGAUGUGACGAAUGUGAAGGAGCUGUGCGGGAUGAGCGAGCGGCAGAUUGCGCGGACGGUGGGCGAGGAGCCUGCGAGGAAGAUUUACAGAUUCCUUCACAGAAGGGAUAAGUAGUAGUUGAUGUAUAAUAAGUAAACAAGAUACCAGAAGCGGCAGUUGUCUCCACGUGACUACAUCCACGUGACUGCAUACACGUGACUUUUUGUAGAGG
This is a messenger RNA of Myxozyma melibiosi, 3127 nucleotides long. RefSeq lists its product as uncharacterized. Gene Ontology annotation, molecular function: single-stranded DNA binding; damaged DNA binding; single-stranded DNA endonuclease activity. Lineage: Eukaryota; Fungi; Ascomycota; Lipomycetes; Lipomycetales; Lipomycetaceae. Gene Ontology annotation, biological process: double-strand break repair via homologous recombination; double-strand break repair via single-strand annealing, removal of nonhomologous ends; resolution of meiotic recombination intermediates. The record is from RefSeq and is a predicted model, not a curated record. The transcript has 3 exons. Gene Ontology annotation, cellular component: nucleotide-excision repair factor 1 complex. Bases 52 to 3030 code for a protein of 992 amino acids.